UUUUAUUAUCAUUCCAGCUGGGAACUUCCCUGGAUACACUUUGAAUCGCUGCCAUUCAUGAUGUGGCAUUGAUCACUGUGGCACCAGAACGAGACCGCGACUUGGAUUAAUUCCCACCCUGUGAAGGCACAAAGAAUGGAAGAAGCUGAACUGCUGAAGGAACGAUUCCAGGCCAUCACAGACAAGAGGAAACUGCAAGAAGGAAUCACUCAGAAACGCCUUAAAGUAGAAGAAGAAAAACUAAAGCAUCAGCACUUGAAGAAAAAAGCUCUGCGUGAAAAAUGGCUCUGGGAUGGAUUAAACACGCUUACUCCAAAAGAACAAGAAGAAAUUCAAAACCAGAAUCUAGAGGAUCAACAACGGAUGGCAGAGCUGGAACAAAAUAUCCUCAGACUUGAGAAAGAAAUUGAGGAUCUUGAGCAAGAGGAACUCAGCAUCUCAGUUAAAGAAAAAGCCAUUUUGAAGAAGCUUAAAUCUGUUGAAAGGACCACAGAAGAUAUUAUAAAGUCUGUGAAAAUGGAAAAAGUAAAGACUGCAGAAGAGCCAGCUGACUACAUAUAUGCCAACAUACCAGAUCUUCCAAAAUCUUUCAGGCCUACUGCACUUAAGAGGACCGGGCAUCUAGAAACAGAGGAUGAUGAAGAAAAGCGGAGAGCCCUGUUCGCUAUGGAAAUUAAAGUUGAAAAAGACAUAAAGACUGGGGAAAGCACAGUUUUGUCAACAAUACCGCUUCCGUCUGAUGACUUUAAGGGUGCAGGAGUAAAAGUAUAUGAUGAUGGGCGAAAGUCUGUCUAUGCAGUGUGUGCCAAUGGAAGCGUAAAAAACAACGGAGUGGACGAUCUUGCACCUGUUGAAGUGGAGGAUCUGUUAAGACAAGCGACUGAAAAGCAAUCCAAAUCUCCCACUGAAUAUCAUGAGCCAGUAUAUGCAAACCAAUUUUGCAGACCCACAACUCCGCAGCAGGAUAAGUUAGCCCAGCGACCAAAUGGUGAAAAGGGUGCUAUUCAACAUAAGAUUAACAGAUUUGACUAUUUUUAUAAUGAACCUGUCUAUAACAAAGACAAACAGCAACAAAUGGAAGCAAAUGGUCUAGAAGGUCUUUCAAAGGGCUGUCAGCAGAAUUCUCACUCUCCGGUUCUUCAGACAGGGAGGUCUCAGCAGAUUAGCCCCCAAAACAAGAUGGCACCUAAUGUUCAAAGAGAAGUUAUCCAAGAGGCUGUUGAUCCAUAUCAAACGGGCAGAGAGAGCCAAAAAGAUAUAAAAUUCAGAAACUCUGUAAAUACUAAUGAAAAGCCUUCUGCAUCGCUAAAAAGCGAUGAAGAUUCUAGUUAUAGUGUGGUCCAGGCUGUGCCAUGUUAUGUGGAUGAUACGGAGCCUGUUACAAUGAUUUUCAUGGGAUACCAGCAUGUGGAUGAUGAAGAACUCAAUAAAACCGUCUGCGGAUAUGAUGGGAUUAUCCAUGCAGAACUUGUUGUCAUCGAUGAUGAUGAUGAUGAUGAUGGUGAAGAAGAGGACAGGAAAACUGCGACAGCUUUGUAUCAUCCGGUGGGACCUUAUAGCCAGGUCUACCAGCCAUCCAACCAAACAGGUGCAAUUCCACAGACAAAUUCCACCAAAACUACUGGUGACAAUGUGAACAAGUCACCUUACAAAAAUUCCAUAUCACUCAAGGAACAAGAAGAAAGUUUGAGCUGUUCUACCCACAAUGGUCAAGUUGAUGGCCAAUUAGCAGGUGAUGGAACUGAAGAUCCCUCCUUAACAGCUCUGAGAAUGAGAAUGGCAAAACUGGGGAAGAAAGUGAUUUAACAGCUGCAAUGGUAUAAUACUAAGUAUCUGGCAGUGUGAUAUGAUGGAAAAGAAGAAUUUUCUAUGUUUUGGACCUGGGUGGUUUCUGCGUAUUCAAAUAUAAAUACAUAGGAAUAAUGGCACUUUACAUGGAAAUGAAUGGACAACAGUGAGUCACAAAAUUUGCCCCUCCAGAUAUUUACUCUAAUUUAAAAUUGAAUCCCUUCAGGAAUUACUGGCAGCAUUAAUUAGAAAUUCCUCAGUGUUAUGAUGUGUCAUAGGACCCUAAGAACCAGUAUCUUGAACAGGACAACAUCCAGCAAGUUUUAUUGAAUGAGCAUUAUCAGUCUCAUUGAUCAGCUCAUUCUCUAAACCUGACCCACAGGAAUGGAAGAGGAAGAAUGCAAGAACAAGUCUUCCAAUCUUUCUAAGCCUGUUUUUGGUUAGAGGUUCUAAUUCUUACAUUCCCAUAAGCUGCUUACUUGGCCUGCUGCGGACUGGAGCAUAUUAUGAUAUUUACCACUACCAGAGCCUACCCAUCACAGGUCAUGCCUGCAUAUGCUAUUUUGGUUGUUGUUUCCCACUACCUAAAAAUGUAUGUAUUUUUCUCCUUGAGCUUAAGGAAGCACCUGGCAACUGCCAGGCAGUCUGAAGGCAGUGUAAAGUAUAAUCUGUCAGAAUAGUUCACCUUCUUCCUUACUUGAUCCUACAUGGCUGCACUUUACAGCUUUUCCUUUAGAUUUUCUGUCUUCACCCUAUACAGGUGCUAGACAGAAAACCCCACCCUUUCUCCUUGUUCCUCAUUACCAGAUGUGAAAAGACAGGAACAGAAUCUGUCCGCCAGUUACAAAACACACACACACACACCCAAUGCACAAGCUAACCUGGCCACAUUAGCCUCGUUCAGAAGACACUUUAAAACACAGCUUUAAGCCAUUUAACCAUGGUUAAAAGGCGUGGUUUAAUAUGUCUUCUGAACCAGGCCAUUGUCAGCAGCAUGGGGAGAUGGGUAAUUUUAAGGCUAUGGCCCACUGUAGUGGUCUUGUCUUCACAUUAGUUCCCAAAAAAGUGAAAAACACACAGGUUUUAGAGUGCUGUAGAGCACCUGCCCAGGUGUGUGUUCAAAGUCUGAAACCCAAGGCAACGUGCGUAUGAAUAAUGCACAGAAGGUGGAAGGCUCCACUUCUUCUCUUUGCUAAUACCAUCUUGCUGUAGCCUCUUGGACAAGCAUCACUAAAAGUGAACUUAAACCCCACAACAGUAAUCCUAGGGGGAUCUACACUACUGCUUUAAAGCACUUUAAAGCGCUUUAUAACAGUUUUGACAACUGUUGGGGCCCAGGACACACUGCAUAUACAGGUUUCAAAACGUUUUCAAAGUGCUUUAAAGCGCUUUAAAAGCAGUAGUGUAGAUCCCCCCCUAGAUUAUGUCAGCCCCAACCCAUUCCAGAAUCGGGGAACACACCAUCUUAAAAAACCAUUUAAUGGGUAAGUCCCGUAGAGGGAGGAAAAUAACUUUACCCUGCCUGCCUGUUUCUUUUCCACCAUCUUCUGCCUGUUUCAGUUUCAGUUAUCAUUUCAAGUUUUAACCAUUUCCAAGUUCAAAAAGGAAUUCCUUCUCCUAUCCUUGUGGUUUCCUCAUCCUCCAAUGCUCUGAUAAACUUCAUUUUUUGAUUGGUAGAAAAUUUGCAAGGCCCAGCUUUUUAGAAAAAGAUUUUAAAAUUACUAUUGUUAAUUGCACUCCAGUACCUGGACUGGCUGGAGUUAAAUUUCUGGACUCAAAUGAAAAACUGGUCAUAACUGUCUGCUACAGAUCUCAGUCUGGUCCAGAAAACAGAGAAGAGGGCAAAAUGCACAGCAGCAGGAUGUAUGAGACUUUUAGUUUAGUUAAGCCUGAGCAUUUGUAGACAGCCUAUUUCGUACUCAUGAAGUACAAGUACAAAAAAAUAUAUACUACUUUUAGGGUGUUUGGUUUUAUUGUUGUUUUAGUUAAGGCAUUGUGCUUUUAAAGCAUAAUUUCUAUUUGUCCUGGGAAGUUUAGACUCAUGUGGGUUGUUUCAUUUCUUCAAGCUGGCAACUGUUAAACUUAUUUGCUAUUAAACCUGAGCAAGAGCACCACACAGUGUCUCAAUGGUAGAAGUGCCAGGCCCGGCACUCAGCUGUGCAUCCAGGCAUUUUAUAUGCUAACGAUGGCAACACUGGACUUUCUCUAUGAAUGAAAGAUAUGACAAAUAACUGGGAAAAUAGAUUCGAUGGGCAGCUUAGUCUUCUGGGAUGUAUCAGCAAUACACCUUGUGGAUUUAUUUCCUUAUUAAAGACAGAAGGCGUUUUAGGGCACACCAUUCAUUGUUACGAGUGCAUUCACACGGGUUGAGUGUUUUCCACUUUUAAGUCACCUGUCUAGAAAUAUAUCCAUGGCAAAUAUAUUGGAUUGGUGGGCAGGGAAGAGGGAAGGAAUUUCCAUUCCAGAACGUCUGUUUGCCAUUCUAACUGUUCAGUGGAUUUUGGCCUUAAGAUUCAAGAUCUCUAGGAUGAUUCAUUUGAGUGCACUUCCAAGCUCUCUGUGAGAUUUCCAUGUUCAACCAGGCCCUCCCUGACUUAACAGCUCAAGGGUUUUACAAUAGCCAAAACCCGUUAAAAACUAGAAGCCAGAUUCUGAAUUUCUUUCCCCUACUCCAUUAGAACGGAGCAUAGGAAGGGGCAGAGGUGGAGAAGAGAAGGUCAAAACCAUUAUUUUCAGCUGUGGCAGGAAGCUAUCAGUUCAUGGUGACCCUUGCCAGAGCUAAAGCCUAUCAGUAGCAUUUUCUACCUUUUUUCUGAAGUAUUUCAUGGGCAUCCUCACAAAGGCUACACUGCAUAUACACAAAGGCCCUGUUCAGAAGACACCUUAAACCUCAGCGAAUAAGGCAAAAAGCCUCAUUCACCAUAGUUCAAGCCAUGGUUUAAGGCGUCUUCUGAACAGGGCCAAUAUUGCAGCCAUUGAAAUAUUAUCAAGGCUUGUGCAAUACUGCUUACCUUUUGCCGGAGGAUGCUGUUUCUGCAUAUUAUCAAAAACUAUUUAUAGCCAUCACUUCUUCACCUAGCUCUCACACAGGAGCCAGCAGAACUCCAAAAUGGCUAAAGGAGCGAUACUGUGGACCCUAGACAUUUUCUGAGGGGGCAUACGGCACUGGGGAUUCCCCACUCGGGUGUUCGGAGACAGCACUCCAAUCUCAGAAUGGGGAGUCGGAGAUCUGCCCCUCAUAGCCGGCAUGGAAAGAACUUUGCUGGCUUACCUCCAAGGUCAGAAAAGCAACUUCAAAGAGGAGGGAAAGGAGGUGUUUCAGUGAAAGGGGAAGAGACCGUAGAGGCCAGGAUACAAGCUAUCUUGAGGAGUUUCCAGCCUCCUUCCCUCCCCUUCCAAAGUGCUAUCACAAAAAAACCCACCUCAUGAAAAAUGCAGGAACGGAGGACAAGGAGGUGAAAAUCUCUUCCUGUCCUGCACUGGAUGAUCAGAAGCCUCCAAGUUUGAUGGCAUCCAAUCCUAAACUAAUCUUAUAUGAGAUCCCUUUUUCUAAAUUCCUCCUAUCCCAGAUUCCAUAUAUCCCCAACAAACACUGGCUCUGCAUUAUGUGGAUGCCACUUUCUUUAGUGCAAAACAUCUGGAGGGACACUUACCACUGGACAAAUCAGAGUAACUACAUGUAAAUGUUGAGUCAUGGAAAUUCGAGAAUAACCUUUCAUGUUGUGUACUCACCAUAAUUGAUCAGCAAAACACUUUGGAUGCAUACCCAAGUUCUCAAACUAUUGUUCUGUUUGAGAUGUCUGUCUGCCAUUUUAAAAG
Molecule: messenger RNA, 5607 nt
Organism: Elgaria multicarinata webbii
Lineage: Eukaryota; Metazoa; Chordata; Lepidosauria; Squamata; Anguidae
Gene: PALMD
Product: palmdelphin
Exons: 9
Coding region: 136-1806 (556 amino acids)
Biological process (GO): regulation of cell shape
Cellular component (GO): membrane; cytoplasm
Source: RefSeq, a predicted model, not a curated record